UAUCUGUAUCCAUCCCACCUUGGUGGGACCUUCUGCUCAAAGUGCUGUCGUCAAUCAAAUCGAGCUUGGAGGGGUCAAUGGCAACUUUAAGUGUUUGCUGUCAAGACUCAACAAUCUGACCUUGCGCAAUUAUUUUCCUUUUGCGCGUAUUUGGUCUGCGACUCGCCUGAACGUCAUCAUGACCCAGCUUGAGGAAUUCGAGCCAUUGAAAAAUGAUCUCAUCCUGAGAACAGCUUGGGGCCAAGAUGUGGAACGAACUCCAAUAUGGAUCAUGCGACAGGCUGGUCGUUACCUUCCUGAGUACCACGAAGCCAAAGGCAAGCGAGACUUCUUCGAAUGUUGCCGUGACCCCGAGGUCUCCUCGACUCUCACUCUCCAACCUAUUGAGCGUUUCGAAGGGCUCCUCGACGCCGCCAUCAUCUUUUCCGAUAUCCUCGUUAUACCGCAGGCAAUGGGAAUGAUCGUAGAGAUGGUGGACAAGCUGGGUCCGCACUUCCCGAACCCAUUGAAAUCCCCCGAUGACGGCCAAUACGAACAGGUCAUGCAGAAGAGAGUCGACGUCGCUGCGGAGCUCGACUACGUAUACAAGGCCAUUACCAUGACGAGGAAGAAGCUGAAGGGUCGUGUCCCCCUGAUUGGCUUUUGCGGCGCACCAUGGACAUUGUUGUGCUACAUGGUUGAGGGCGGCGGCACCAAGAUUUUCAAGGAGAGCAAGAAGUGGAUAUACCUCUACCCAGAUGCCGCAAAGGCCCUGCUGCAAAAGAUAUCCGAGGUCUGUGUCGAGCAUUUGGCUUUGCAGGUUAAAGCUGGUGCUCAGAUGAUACAAGUAUUUGAUUCCUGGGCGGGAGAGUUGUCCCCGUCGACAUACAAGUAUUUCAGCGAGCCCUAUCUUGCUUACAUCUCCAAGCACCUUCCCCCGAAGCUCAAGGAAAUGGGACUGGAUCCCGUACCCAUGAUCGUCUUCGCCAAGGGUGCUAACCAGUCCCUGGACUCCAUCUGCAACCUAGGCUAUGAAGUUGUUGGUCUGGACUGGCUGGUGGACCCCGCAGAAGCCGUCAAAAUCCGAGGAGACCGGCCUAUUGUGUUCCAGGGUAACGCAGAUCCGGGUAUCCUGUACGGCUCGCAUGCUUCCAUAACGGAGACAGUCGAGCAUAUGGUGAAGGGCUUCCAUGGAGACGGGAAGAAGGGUUGGAUCGGAAAUCUCGGCCACGGAGUUACGCCAUUUAUGAAGCCCGACGAUCUCAAGUUUUACUUGUCAGAGGUGAAGCGAUUGUCUGAAGCGUGAAGUUUCAAAGAGGUAGCCCGUCGAAUAUCUAGGUCUAUAACGCAUAGAUUCCCCUACCUGUAGCCCUGCCAAUAGGAGAUUCACAGCACCUCGCCAACGUGAUCUUGCCCUGCUAGGCUCUUGUAGAGACUGUGAAUAUCGACCUGUCUAGAAACGAAGUGACAUUAGCAAUCCCGUCACUCGGAGUUAUUUCAAGGCUCGGACGAACGCAAUACUACAGGACUCGGUUGCCCUGUCAUAUUUGGCUCCCAGCCAAUGAUAUCCUAGCUCCCCACGGAAAUAGCGAUUUUGGUCAACACCGGAAAGCAAAGAUGUCGGCCCAUUGAAUUAUCACUUU
Pseudomassariella vexata is the source of this 1622-nucleotide messenger RNA. RefSeq names its product Uroporphyrinogen decarboxylase. The transcript has 5 exons. NCBI's taxonomy places the organism in Eukaryota, Fungi, Ascomycota, Sordariomycetes, Amphisphaeriales, Pseudomassariaceae. The record is from RefSeq and is a predicted model, not a curated record. Gene Ontology annotation, biological process: heme biosynthetic process. Gene Ontology annotation, molecular function: uroporphyrinogen decarboxylase activity. Gene Ontology annotation, cellular component: cytosol. The coding region runs from base 179 to 1285 and encodes 368 amino acids.